This is a messenger RNA of Python bivittatus (Burmese python), 480 nucleotides long. The record is from RefSeq and is a predicted model, not a curated record. NCBI's taxonomy places the organism in Eukaryota, Metazoa, Chordata, Lepidosauria, Squamata, Pythonidae.
UGCUCAGGUAGUGAUUCUGUUGGUCCUGUGUUUUUAAUUUAUUACAAAGAAAUAACACUCCUUGACGUUCUGCUUGUGUUUGAAUUCAAUCAAUUAGCUCGUACAUGGAAAAUCUUGUCUUUUGUGGUUGCUCUUCCUGGAGUUGCUGUCUGCCAGCUAAAUUGCUACCUGAAGAAAGACAAGGAGCAUGAAAGGCCAGAGUUUAUUCCUUACAAGCAUCUUUACAUCCGGACCAAGCCCUUCCCUUGGGGUGAUGGGAACCACAGCCUUUUCCAUAACCCACAUGUCAAUGCCCUCCCAACUGGGUAUGAAGAUUAAGCAAGCGGACCACAGCCUCAGCGCGGACCAUUAACGGUAGCUGGACCAGAAUCAAGGCUGGGACCCAUAAUAUACAUGUCCUGUGUUGUUUAUUCUGACUUCUUGCAGUUAAUGUUCUUCCUGUAGAAGUCACCUGAAAUAAAUAAAAGUAUUGUAUCCAAA